AUGUCAAAGAAGCGAUCGCGCGCCUCGUCGCUCGCCUCCAACCACGGGUCCCCCUCGUCAUCUGCCCACGCCUCGUCCAGCCGCUCCACCACAAUCACACCGGGCGGGCCCCUGGUGCACGCUUCUCAGGACCUCGAUGACUUCCAGGAGUCGUUUUGGAGGUACCAGAUGGACCUCGUCGAACAGGGCGGCGAUGGCGAGGGCGGCCUCGUCGACUUCAAGAGCGGUACCCCCACCGGCGGUCAGCUGCCCCUCGCCCGCAUCAAAAAGGUCAUGAAGAGUGACGACGAGGUAAAGAUGAUCUCGGCAGAGGCGCCCAUUCUCUUUGCUCGAGCCUGCGAGAUCUUCAUCUCUGACCUCACCUGCAGAGCCUUCCUGAUCGCCGAGGAGCACAAGCGGAGGACCAUCCAGCGAUCCGACAUCGCCGGCGCAAUCGGGAGGUCCGACCUGUUCGACUUCCUGAUCGACAUUGUCCCCCGGCACGAAAGCGUCCCGUCGAGCCGCUUGCCCGGCGGCGGUGCGGCCAAGAUGGAGAGGACGGGGCAGGGGCAGAACUCUGCGAGGGCCAAGGCGGCGGCACGGAAUCGGCCCGCUGAUCAGCAGCCGGAGCACGCUGGCUAUGGCAACGAUGGCGACAACGACGACGACGACGACGAUGACGGGAUAGCGGCGCGCGACGAUGCCGAAGCGGCCGACGAGUCCGGGGCGGGAGCCUACCUGGAACUCGAAACGCCCGCUGCCGCGCAGGGGUCGCUCAACAUUCCGCACGCCUCUGCGAGCGAAGCCGACAUGGCCUCGUGGCUCAAUGAUGCGACGGCAGACCACCACGCGCCGUGGCCCCAUUCGUUUGCGGAGCUGUCGUCGCAGACGAGCCAUGGCCAGCACGGCGACCAGCGGGGCCACGGCCAGAACCAGGGCCACGUCCACGGGCUCGACUCGUUCUUUUGA
Messenger RNA from Pseudozyma flocculosa PF-1, 948 nucleotides. RefSeq lists its product as uncharacterized. The coding region runs from base 1 to 948 and encodes 315 amino acids. Lineage: Eukaryota; Fungi; Basidiomycota; Ustilaginomycetes; Ustilaginales; Ustilaginaceae. Gene Ontology annotation, biological process: regulation of DNA-templated transcription. The record is from RefSeq and is a predicted model, not a curated record. Gene Ontology annotation, cellular component: nucleus; CCAAT-binding factor complex. The transcript has 3 exons. Gene Ontology annotation, molecular function: DNA-binding transcription activator activity, RNA polymerase II-specific; protein heterodimerization activity.